AUGGAGGCAGAGGGCAGCAGCGUGCCGGCCCGGGUGGGCAGCGGCGAGGGCAGCGACGGCAACGGCGGCGGGGCCACACUCAAAGCCCCCAAGCACCUCUGGAGGCACGAGCAGCACCACCAGUACCCGCUUCGGCAGCCCCAGUUCCGCCUUUUGCAUCCCCACCACCACCUGCCCCCGCCGCCGCCGCCCUCACCCCAGCCCCAGCCCCAGCCCCAGUGCCCGCAGCAGCCGCCGCCGCCACCCCCCCUACCGCCACCCCCGCCGCCGCCCGGGGCUGCCCGCGGCCGCUACGCCUCGAGCGGGGCCAGCGGCCGCGUCCGGCAUCGCGGCUACUCGGAUACCGAGCGCUACCUGUACUGCCGCGCGAUGGACCGCACCUCCUACGCGGUGGAGACUGGCCACCGGCCUGGCCUGAAGAAAUCCAGGAUGUCCUGGCCCUCGUCGUUCCAGGGACUCAGGCGUUUUGAUGUGGACAAUGGCACAUCUGCGGGACGGAGUCCCUUGGAUCCCAUGACCAGCCCAGGGUCUGGGCUAAUUCUCCAAGCAAACUUUGUCCACAGUCAACCGGAGUCCUUCCUAUAUCGAUCCGACAGCGAUUAUGACCUCUCUCCAAAGUCUAUGUCCCGGAACUCCUCCAUUGCCAGUGAUAUACAUGGAGAUGACUUGAUUGUGACUCCAUUUGCUCAGGUCUUAGCCAGCCUGCGAACUGUACGAAACAAUUUUGCUGCAUUAACUAAUUUGCAAGAUCGAGCACCUAGCAAAAGAUCACCAAUGUGCAACCAACCAUCCAUCAACAAAGCCACCAUAACAGAGGAGGCCUACCAGAAACUGGCCAGCGAGACCCUGGAGGAACUGGAUUGGUGUCUGGACCAGCUAGAGACCUUGCAGACCAGGCACUCCGUCAGUGAGAUGGCCUCCAACAAGUUUAAAAGAAUGCUUAAUCGGGAGCUCACCCAUCUCUCUGAAAUGAGUCGGUCUGGAAACCAAGUGUCGGAGUAUAUAUCAAACACAUUCUUAGAUAAGCAACAUGAAGUGGAAAUUCCUUCUCCAACUCAGAAGGAAAAGGAGAAAAAGAAAAGACCAAUGUCUCAGAUCAGUGGAGUCAAGAAAUUGAUGCAUAGUUCUAGUCUGACUAAUUCAAGUAUCCCAAGGUUUGGAGUUAAAACAGAACAAGAAGAUGUUCUGGCCAAGGAACUAGAAGAUGUGAACAAAUGGGGUCUUCAUGUUUUCAGAAUAGCUGAGUUGUCUGGUAACCGGCCUCUGACUGUUAUCAUGCACACCAUUUUUCAGGAACGGGAUUUGUUAAAAACAUUUAAAAUUCCAGUAGACACUCUAAUUACAUACCUUAUGACCCUCGAAGACCAUUACCAUGCUGAUGUGGCCUAUCACAACAACAUCCAUGCUGCAGAUGUUGUCCAGUCCACUCAUGUGCUACUGUCCACACCUGCUUUGGAGGCUGUGUUUACAGAUUUGGAGAUUCUUGCAGCAAUUUUUGCUAGUGCAAUACAUGAUGUAGAUCAUCCUGGUGUGUCAAAUCAAUUUCUGAUCAAUACAAACUCUGAACUUGCUUUGAUGUAUAACGACUCCUCUGUCUUAGAGAACCAUCAUUUGGCCGUGGGCUUUAAGUUGCUUCAGGAAGAAAACUGUGACAUUUUCCAGAAUUUGACCAAAAAGCAAAGACAAUCUUUAAGGAAAAUGGUCAUUGACAUUGUACUUGCAACAGACAUGUCAAAGCACAUGAAUCUACUGGCUGAUUUGAAAACUAUGGUUGAAACUAAGAAAGUGACAAGUUCUGGGGUUCUUCUCCUUGAUAAUUAUUCUGAUAGGAUUCAGGUCCUUCAGAAUAUGGUGCACUGUGCAGACCUGAGCAACCCAACGAAGCCUCUCCAGCUGUACCGCCAGUGGACAGACCGGAUAAUGGAGGAGUUUUUCCGCCAAGGAGACCGAGAGAGGGAGCGUGGCAUGGAGAUAAGUCCCAUGUGUGACAAGCACAAUGCAUCUGUAGAAAAAUCACAGGUGGGCUUCAUAGACUACAUUGUUCAUCCUCUCUGGGAGACCUGGGCAGACCUGGUACAUCCUGAUGCCCAGGACAUUUUGGACACUUUGGAGGACAAUCGUGAAUGGUACCAGAGCACAAUCCCUCAGAGCCCCUCUCCUGCACCUGAUGACCAAGAGGAGGGCCGGCAGGGUCAAACUGAGAAAUUCCAGUUUGAACUAACUUUAGAGGAAGAUGGUGAGUCGGACACCGAGAAGGACAGUGGAAGUCAAGUGGAAGAAGACACUAGCUGCAGUGACUCCAAGACUCUGUGUACUCAAGACUCAGAGUCUACUGAAAUUCCCCUUGAUGAACAGGUGGAAGAGGAGGCAGUGGGGGAAGAAGAAAGCCAGCCGGAAGCUCCUGUCAUAGAUGAUUAUUCUCCUGAUACGUAACAGUGCAGAGACUGUCACGCCUUUUUUUUUUUUUUUUUAAAUAGAAAAAUUGUUUCCAAAGUGCAUGUCACAUGCCACAACCAUGGUCACACCUCACUCUCAUCUGCCAGGACGUUUGUUGAACAAAACUGACCUUGACUACUCAGUCUCGCGCUCAGGAAUAUCGUAACCAGUUUCUUCACCUCCAUGUCAUCAGAGCAAGGGGGACAUCUUUGAGAACAGCAUUUUAACAAGAUCUCAGCUUGGGAGAGCUGACAAAGCAGAUAAAAUUAACUCCAAAAUGUUUUCAAGGGAGUGUGGCUCAUCAGGCAGCCCAAAGUGGAUUGGAUUUGGGGUUUCUUUUAUUUGUUUGCAAUAUUUUUUGGAAGAAAGAAGGCAUUGCACGGACAGAGUGAACUUAGUGGAUGAAGCAACAAAAAUGUCACAAAUAGGACACAGCAUGAAUCUGUUCCCAGGAGGAGGAUGAGCCACAGAAAUUGCAUAAUUUUCUAAUUUCAAGUCUUCCUGAUACAUGACUGAAUAGUGUGGUUCAGUGAGCUGCACUCACCUCUACAUUUUGUAUGAUAUGUAAAACAGAUUUUUUGUAGAGCUUACUUUUAUUAUUAAAUGUAUUGAGGUAUUAUAUUUAAAAAACUAUGUUCAGAACUUCAUCUGCCACUGGUUAUUAUUUUUUUCUAAGAAGUAACUUGCAAGUUUUCAGUACAAAUCUGUGCUACACUGGAUAAAUCUAAUUUACAAAUUUUACUUGCACCUUAGAGUUCAUAGCAAUUAACUGAUUUGUAGUGAUUCAUUGUUUUAUAUACCAACAACUUCCAUAUUUUAAAACAGAAAAACAAUUUUAUGUUGCUGGAAACCCUUUUUGUAAGUCUUCGUUUACUUUGCUUUUUAUCUUACUCUUUCUGGAUAAGCAGAGUUGCUCUCCAGUGUUUUUCUUCACAGUGUACAAAGUGAAUAUUUGUUCUGUAAUACUUUGGUGUGCGUUAUAUCAAAUGUGUCUUAAGCCUCAUAGAAACUCAAUCAUCAGUUGGUGUUGUCUGAAGCAAAUGGGAGAUAUAUAAACACCCAGUAGCUAAAAUGGUCAGUCUUUUUUAGAUAUUUUCCUACUUAGUGUCUUCUGAUGACUUUUUGCUGUGUCAAGAGACAUGCAUUUCAUAACUGCAUGUCCUUAUAAUAACCCACACAUUUCAUGCUCAUUUUUAUUAUCAUGUUAUAGCCACUUAUAGUAAGAAAAAUGUUUCCCCCUUGUGCUGCUUUAUUAUUUAAUGUGUGUUUGAACUUCUGUCCAUGUUCACUAGAUGUGGUCUUACCAAAUCUAUCACCACCAUUCUGAUGGAUGAAAGGAAACAGGUAGUCAAGUUAGGGUUAGCACUUAUUUCUAUCAUUAGGUUGUAUGUCAUGACUAACUUUUACUCUGGGGUUACAGAGAAAAGUUUACAGCUAACUACACAGAUGUUAAGAAUAUUAACCGAAUAUAUUACCAAACACCAUUACAACUAGUUCUCUUUUGCUUCUGUGAUUUCACCGUGGGAUUAAGAACUACAUGAGGAGUAUCCCUGAGCAGUGGUCUUAAGGCGUAGCAGCUGCUUUUUCUUAAUGGAUAUCUGUGUAAUGUUUAGGCACUGCUUUACCAGUUAUCAUUGAUCCAUAACCAUCUCUUUCUUUAAACACAUUUAGGGAUAAGCAGUUGGUGAAGCUAUUAGCACCAGAGGGUUGUUAAUAAGAUACAUUCUAAAAUAUUGGAUUGGUAAAAAGAGUCUGCUUAAAUAAAAAAUCAGAGAUCACUCUCAGCUGAUUUCAGCACCUGGAACUAUAUGGGAAUUUUAGAGAUUAAUUCCCAGUGUCUACUGCUGAUCGCAGCUUAAAUUGUUGGGUGUCUAUUUAGUCGACUUUUUUCUGAAGUCAGUCCUUGAUAAAGGACUUUUCUGUGAAGAGUUUGGAGUUCACAUAACCACCUUUCUCAUUGAUAUCCAAGAAUUAAGAUAGAUACUGAAGGAGAGAUAUCUGACUAAAUAGAAAAUACACGAAACAUUAAGAAAAAUAACAACCCUAAACACACUCACAUUUGGAACUUCUCAUGGGCCAUCUGGGGACUGUGAAACAAAGUUAUCAGCUAGGAAAUGAUCCACGCUGAAGAGAGUCCCUGUGAUAAUCUCCUGAGGUCCAAAUGAUGCUUACAGCCUUUGAUAGAAAAAGUAUGUCUCUGAUCAUUUGGAUGGGACAGAAUAGGAAUCAGUUUCCAUUCUUUUGCCCUUGUAAAGAAAGACAGCAAUCUUGCAAAAAGACCUCUGUGUUUGACCAAGUAGUUUCACAGGAACUUUUGGGAACUUACUUCUGUUUUAAUUUUGUUUGUCCCUGUGAGAGGCCUAGAAGGAAAAGCAGAGAGUCCAGGCUUUAUUUCUCUUUCCAAAUCAUUCUCACUCCCUCCUUCCCCUCCCUUCACUUGGCAAUUCCCCCAAAGAGUGCCUGGAAUCUCAAUAAUGAAAAAUAAAAUUUAAACAGCAAUAUGUCAAAAAAUUCAGACCUGAAAGAGUUUAUAACUGCACUAAUAAAGCCCCCCCCCCCCCGUUUGUUGGGUUUUAAUGGUCCCAUGUUGUAAAGAUAUCCACCAAUGGACAAAUUGUAGUAAAGGCAUAAUAUCCAAGAGUUAGGGACUAAUGCACUGUACAAUCUGCUUGUCUUCUCUUCUCCCUCUCUCACUCCCUCCUGUCUGCCCCACCCCUCAGUCUCUCUCGCCAAAGUGUGCUUCAGAAAUACACACUGCUUUAAAAAGAAGAUCCUUACACAAGUGACUUUACAUUUCCUAAAAUGCCAUAAGAAAAUGCAAUAUCUGGGUACUGUAUGGGGAAAAAUAUGUCCAAGUUUGCAUAAAACAAGUACAUUUCAGCUUGCAAGUUACUGAACACAAUAAUGCUGUUUUAAUUUUGUUUUCUUUUGCAUCAGUUAAAAUUCACAAGAAAAUAAUGUAGAUAGAACAAAUUGCAGAAGAGGAAAGAAAAAACUUGAAUGAAAUGGAUUUUACAGAAAGCUUUAUGAUAAUUUUUGAAUGCAUUAUUUAUUUUUUUGUGCCAUGCAUUUUUUCUCACCAAAUGACCUUACCUGUAAUACAGUCUUGUUUGUCUGUUUACAACCAUGUAUUUAUUGCAAUGUACAUAUUGUAAUGUUAAUUGUAAAUUAUCAGUUCUUAUUAAAACAUCAUCCCAUGAUAGGAUGGUGUUGAUAUAUUUGGAAACUCUUGGUGAGAGAAUGAAUGGUGUGUAUACAUACUCCUUGUACAUUUUUCUUUUCUCCUGUAAUAUAGUCUUGUCACUUUAGAGCUUGUUUAUGGAAGAUUCAAGAAAACUAUAAAAUACAUAAAGAUAUAUAAAUUUAAAUAACAUAGCUGCAGGUCUUUGGUCCCAGGGCUGUGCCUUAACUUUAACCAAUAUUUUCUUCUGUUUUGCUGCAUUUCAAAGCAAGGUAAUGGUGGGGUUAGGGCUGGGCAUUUAUAUCCAAGCUUUCAAUUGAUUGGAUUUCUGGCAGUAGCUGAAUUUUACAAAAUCACAAAACCUCUGACAGAUCUUGCACCUUUUCAAGAUGGAAGCUUGUAGGUACUUCUUGCUAUGGAGUGGCACUAUAUGUGUGAUAAUUAUUUCUAGAUGUAAAUGAGGAGCUACUUCAGCUAAUUAUAUUUGAUGGUUUUUUUACUUUCAAAUACUACUGGGGAAAUAUAUUUUCAUCCAGUGAUUAUUGAAGGUCUUUUUGGCUUCCACAGUUCACAGGGAAAUGAACUUGAUUGGAACUGGAGCCAUACAUCACCCAUCUUGGUUAGUCACCUGUUCCAUUAGCUCUCAGUCAUGUUAAGAGACAGUAUAAUAUAAAAGUCUUUUUUUUUAACCUUAAAAUUUUUCUUUGAUUAAGAUUUAUAUAUAUAUGCCCAAAUCUACUUAAAUGCAGUUUGGUGUGAUAUCAAUUCAAAUAUCUAAAAUUUGUUUCUGCAAAACUUAUAUCCACUUAGAAUUAUUACAUUUAACUUUGUACAGUGGCCAGUUCCUGAAAGCUGUGAAAGUGCCCCAGUGGCUAGUGUGGAACCCUCCCACGGCUGCCCGGCCCUUGGAACGUGUGACUUAUCAGUGAAAGGAGAGAUUGUUUUUCUAGGAAAAAUGAGCCUCCUAUUGUUUUAUUUUAUUUUAUUUUUUGACACAAACUGUAGAUUUUAGCAGCCCUGGCCCAAAGGAAUUUAAUUACUUUUGUUUUAAACAGUACAAAGGGGACACUAUAAUUACAAAAUACAUCCUUACUGAAUUUAGUUGUUUUUAAAUUUUGUUUCUUUGGAUAUGUUUUCAGAGUGGUCAAUUGUGUGUGAGCAUUACAAAUGAUGAUUCUUUUAGUGGUUUCUUAGCCUCUCUUACAGCCCAUGGGGAUAGUACUGUACAUCAAUACCUUCAUAUGAAAUUUUUAUAUGCAAUGAAAAUAAAAGCAUGGGUUGAUUCUGCCUA
Sciurus carolinensis (gray squirrel) is the source of this 6908-nucleotide messenger RNA. RefSeq names its product cAMP-specific 3',5'-cyclic phosphodiesterase 4D-like. NCBI's taxonomy places the organism in Eukaryota, Metazoa, Chordata, Mammalia, Rodentia, Sciuridae. The record is from RefSeq and is a predicted model, not a curated record. Gene Ontology annotation, biological process: regulation of cardiac muscle cell contraction; signal transduction; cAMP catabolic process. Gene Ontology annotation, molecular function: 3',5'-cyclic-AMP phosphodiesterase activity; ATPase binding; transmembrane transporter binding. Gene Ontology annotation, cellular component: nucleus; perinuclear region of cytoplasm; cytosol.